Cladophialophora immunda is the source of this 538-nucleotide messenger RNA. RefSeq lists its product as uncharacterized. Lineage: Eukaryota; Fungi; Ascomycota; Eurotiomycetes; Chaetothyriales; Herpotrichiellaceae. The coding region runs from base 78 to 416 and encodes 112 amino acids. The record is from RefSeq and is a predicted model, not a curated record. The transcript has a single exon.
GUGGUAUGUGAAAAAUCUAUCACCCGUCUCAUAGUUGGAACUUGGGAGCUAACAAUGCUCUCUCAGGCCGAGUGGUUAUGGCGCAAGUAAGCAACUAUGAGUCUCUCACCAUCACCUCAACUCUGCUAACCCUGCCAAAAGGUUUCAGGUACACCUGGAGCUCACGCUUCGAAUGGUACAUAUCGGAGUACUUGUGGGUUAAAUCCCUCGUGGGUUCGAGUCCCACCCUCAUCAACCGCAUGUUACUUUUUUUUGGUUUUUCUUUUCACGGGACCGGUAGGAGAGGAGGAUGGAAGGCCGGGAUGGUGGCGGAUGAGGGGAGAUAUCGUCCAGGCGGAAAUGGUGGACUCGCAUUGGAGCACAGAGAGCUUUCACCCUUCACCUUUGCAGGCACUGGGCGAGAUCUUGUUUUCUAAGGUGUAACCAUUUUCCUUGGAGGGCAAUUGGCAGCCCGUGGUCUGCGAAAUUAUAUGAUUAUAUUAUAUGCUUUCUUCCACACCAGAUGCGACUGUACCCUUUUUCACUGCCCUGGACUUCG